AUGUCGCGAAGAGCUGCGGCAGAUGAUGGUUGGCUAAUAAUAAAAAAAAUUUAGUCGAUUAAAAGGUUCAGAAUAUAACGUGGAGAAGAUUCUCAAAAAGCGCUACAUUGGAAAUCCAAAACGAUUGCAAUAUUUGAUCAAGUGGGAAGGAUACGAUAAGCCUGAGGAUAAUACUUGGACCGAUGCUCAAGAUUGCGUGAGAUUUAAAAAAAAAACGCUCUUGAGUUUAAAAUUGUUUCAGGAAUGUCCAGAGAAGGUCGAAGAGUUCGAGAAAACUUUGGUUGGGAAGAAGAUUUUAAUAAAUUGAAAAUAUUAUUUUUAGGGUCCUGCAGGGAAUGUAGAAAAGCGAUUAUCUCUGGUGCGUAAGUGUUUCUUUCUCUCUAUAACUUUUGUUUUUUUUUUCAUUUGGAUACGUCCUUUGAGAGUUUUUGUCGAAAAGUCGGAACUUUCUAUACUUUUUUUUCUCUUCUGAAAAAUAAGAGAUUAAUGAGGUCUUUUUAUACUUAUUACAGGAAUUUAUAAGGGAUUCUCUUUCACUUCGAAAAAUGUUUGUUGAUUUGAUACUAUUAGUAUAAACAAAAAAAUUAUUUUUUUCAGAUUCUAUGAAUGUUUUUUUGUAGAAUAAAAAAUUUGCCGACGUCUUCUUCUCGUCCCAAACGUGCCGCAAGCCUUCCUGACAGCGACAGCACUCCCAGAAAGAAGUUGGCGGCGGUGAGUGGAAAUUUCAUCAAAAAAUAGUUGUAUUUCAAGGAAAAAAUCCCGUAAGUCAAGGAAAAAAUUAAGAGAAAAACAGCCUGAAAUCUUUUUAUGACUCAAGUUCAGCAAAUAGAGUAUUAAAAAUAUGUUUUGAAACCUAGAAAAAGGGCGAAGAAGUGUUUUCUACAGUUUUUUUUUGAAGUUUGGCUCUCCUAAGUUCGGAGUUCAAAUGUGGUCCCAAAUUUGAAUUCUCAUUAGCAAUCUCAGAGACUCUGUGAAGACCUAAAAGUGAUAAUGACCCGAAAAUUUUCUUUUAUUCAGUGAACUCAUAAUUAAUUUAAUAGUCUGCCGAGAAAACUGGAAGUUCGAGCCGAUCUCAGAAAAAGGACAGAUUCACGAUCUCAAUGGUUGAUAGCAACCUUGAGGUACGAAAAGUUUGAAUUUACAACAAAAGGAAAAUUUAAGGAUUCGUUCAACUCCGUGGUUUCGCCUGUUCAUAGUUACAAAAGAGGUUAAACAUUGGAAAUUUCAUAAUUUCAAUAUAUGCGUAUUUACAGCUUCAUCUUCUUCAACUCCUAAAAAGUAUCGUUUUGAGAAUGGGUCUAAGGUGCGGGAAGUUGCUGAAAUUAGAAAUACUCCCAGUGGACUUGUAGCUAAGGUUUCAAAAAUUUUUUUUUAAAAAUAAAAAUAUUAAAAAAACUUAGGUCAUUUACGAAGGAAGGCGCGGCGACGCCAAUAACUCUGAACUCGUUUCCGUGGAACGACUUCGUAAAGAUUACGGCGAAGUUAUUCUUUUCCUACUUUAAAAAAAUAAAAAAAUAAAUUGUUCAGCUUCUUCUCGACUACUUCAUAAAAAAAUUACGUCAAGCGUCACAACUAAGAUGA
Caenorhabditis auriculariae is the source of this 1581-nucleotide messenger RNA. Lineage: Eukaryota; Metazoa; Nematoda; Chromadorea; Rhabditida; Rhabditidae. The record is from the annotation of a GenBank genome assembly.